AUGGGAGGCGCCGUGAGACAGCUGCUCGGCUUGCUGGGAGCGAUCAAUGGCCGCCCCAGGGAGAAGAGGAAGAAGAUGGUGCUGCGGCGCCCCGUGCAGGAGGUGGAGCUCAGGGUCAGGAUGGACUGCGAGCGCUGCGAGCGCGAGGUCAAGAAGGCGCUCUCCGGCAUGAGAGGAGUGCAGCAUGUGGAGGUGAACAGGCCGCAGCAGAAGGUGACGGUCAUGGGCGAGGUGGACCCGCUGGCGGUGCUGCGGCGGGCCCAGUCCACGGGGAAGAAGGCGGAGCCGUGGCCCCAGAACGCGGCUGCGGCCGGCGGCUACUACUACGCCCCGGCGGGCGUGGCCCUCUACGGCGUCGGGGCGGCCCAGCUGCAGGCCCACGACGGCGGCAGGGGGGCGAACCCGGCCGCGGCCGGCUACUACCACCACCCGGCGGUGAGGAGCGUGGAGGCGGCCAUCGGCGCCGAGCAGAUCACCGACCUGUUCAGCGACGACAACCCCAACGCCUGCUCCGUCAUGUGA
Messenger RNA from Panicum hallii, 522 nucleotides. RefSeq names its product heavy metal-associated isoprenylated plant protein 20-like. The record is from RefSeq and is a predicted model, not a curated record. Lineage: Eukaryota; Viridiplantae; Streptophyta; Magnoliopsida; Poales; Poaceae. Gene Ontology annotation, molecular function: metal ion binding. The transcript has 2 exons. Bases 1 to 522 code for a protein of 173 amino acids.